CGCGGGAGCCAGAGGGUCGCGGGCGGGGAUGGGGGAAAGACGCACGCUCGCGGGCUCCCAGCAACCCCGUUCUCCCUCUGCCCUAGGGUCUUCUCCCCUCCGGAUUCGGAGUCCUGGGUCCUGCUUGGCCCAACUCUCGCCGCUGGGGGUGAAGGGGGCGAGGACGCCGCGACCUGGGUUUGGGACGGACGUCUCCCGGGCGACGGGCUCCGCACAAGAUGGCGGACGACAAAGAAAAGGAAGGCAAAGAGCUAGAAGUAGCAGAAUUGCACAGAAAAAUCAAAGAGGCUUUUGAAGUGUUUGAUCAUGAGGCGAAUGAUGCAGUGGAUGUGAGAGAGAUUGGAACUAUCGUCCGGUCACUGGGAUGCUGCCCCAGCGAGGGAGAGCUGCACGAGCUGAUCGCGGAGGUCGAGGAAGAAGAACCCACUGGAUAUAUUCGAUAUGAAAAAUUUCUUCCAGUGAUGACUAAUAUACUGUUGGAAAAAAGAUUCAGACCAAUUCCAGAAGAUACCCUUCUUCAAGCUUUUGAGGUAUUAGAUCCAGCUAAACGUGGGUAUCUCUCUAAGGAAGAACUGAUCAAGUAUAUGACUGAAGAAGGUGAGCCCUUUUCUCAGGAGGAAAUGGAAGAAAUGUUGUCUGCUGCAAUUCACCCAGAAUCGAAUUCCAUUUAUUACAAGGACUAUCUAACAAUGAUGGUGGUAGACGAAAAUUAAACACUGUGAAGACUUAGUUUCUAACAGAAAGGGUCAUUUUGAACAUUGCUUGUCCUUGUGAAUUUCACAUUUUACCUUCCAGUUCCUACAUAUGCUAAUUAAUGCCUCAUGACAACUAUUUCAAGAUAUUUUGUUUUUUAGAAGAUGAUCAUAACAAUUUAAAACAAGUUUAUUUGAUGUGUCUUGCCUUGUGAAAUGACAAAUUACUAAUUAUUUUAAUACUGUUCUUAAUACUGUUUAACAUUAUUCAUGGAUUUUUGUUAAUUUACCGUAAUAAACUUAGGUUACCUUCAAAUGAAUUAAGCUGACAAAAUGAAAAAUGACUAGAACGACCCCAGGCCUGGCAGAUAAAUAUCUUGGGAGGGAGCAGAGUUGAAAAGGAAAAGCAAUGUGAUGAAAGCUUCUUUUUAAAACAACAUCAGCCCUGGUUGGGUUGCUCAUUUGCUUAGAGCAUCAUCCUGAUACACCAAGGUUGCAGGUUCCAUCAGUGGUCAGGGCACAUUCAAGAAGCAACCAAUGAAUGCAUGAAUAAGUGGAACUACAGAUAGAUGUUUCUGUCUCUCUCUCUGAAGUCAAUAAAUAAAAAUUUAAAAGUAUUAUUUAAGAACGAAAACAACAUUAAACAAUUCAGCAA
This is a messenger RNA of Artibeus jamaicensis (Jamaican fruit-eating bat), 1347 nucleotides long. RefSeq names its product EF-hand calcium binding domain 2 (gene EFCAB2). The transcript has 7 exons. The coding region runs from base 219 to 713 and encodes 164 amino acids. NCBI's taxonomy places the organism in Eukaryota, Metazoa, Chordata, Mammalia, Chiroptera, Phyllostomidae. The record is from RefSeq and is a predicted model, not a curated record. Gene Ontology annotation, molecular function: calcium ion binding.